Molecule: messenger RNA, 483 nt
Organism: Gryllus bimaculatus (two-spotted cricket)
Lineage: Eukaryota; Metazoa; Arthropoda; Insecta; Orthoptera; Gryllidae
Source: the annotation of a GenBank genome assembly
AAGUCGCGCGUGAAGUCCGUCACGCCCACGCCCACGCCCACGGCGGCGGCGGACGAUGAGGGCGACGGCGACGGCGACCCGGCGCUGGCCUCGCUGCCCGCCGCCGACCACCGCUUCGGCUCCCCUGCGCACAUCGCACAAAUGCAAGAAGGUCGGGAGUGUAACCGUAGUUCCACUGGAGGGAGGGUCGGGGGUGGCAGCGUAGCCGGUGCGAGGCAGCGCAGAGCGCUGGUACCUCGUCCGCUGAGGCAGUCGAGCGAGUGGCAGCCGUCCUCGGAGUGGCUGGACCAGCUGCUGCCCCCGGGCGACGCCAGCCCCAGCGCCAGCGCGCGCCUCUCCAUGUCCGCCUCCAGGAGCAGCAGCGAGGCCACGUCGGCCCCCGGCCCCGCCCCCGCCGCCCCCAGCAGGAACAGGCACUCGCACGCGUCCUCCUCCAGCUCCAGCGCCGGGGGCGGCGGCGGGGGCGGCGCGGGCGGCGGCAGG